Messenger RNA from Trichomonas vaginalis G3, 498 nucleotides. RefSeq lists its product as uncharacterized. The record is from RefSeq and is a predicted model, not a curated record. Bases 1 to 498 code for a protein of 165 amino acids. The transcript has a single exon. NCBI's taxonomy places the organism in Eukaryota, Parabasalia, Trichomonadida, Trichomonadidae.
AUGGAGAGAGCUGAAAUACAGGCUCUUCUUGCAUUAGCUGAAAGGAUUCAAACUAAAAUUAUUACAGAAUCAGAUAUCAGAGCUAGACAAUGCCUAAUUACCGAUCUAGAAAAGGUAAAACUCGCUAUUGCUGAUCGAGUUUUUGAUUUACCACUCGAAGUAUCAAUUUUUGAUAAUGAAAUGCCAUUAGAUGUAUCCCAGGACCUUCGGUCUACUGAUUUAUCAAUGACCAUUGAAAAAUUAGAUUCAUCGGAUUCCCCUAACUUUACAUUUGGAGAAUCAGAACAAGAUGAUCCAAAUUCAACAAUCGGUAAAAAUUCUACAUUGGGAGUUACCGAUUCCGGUCCAGAUUUCACUUUCGAACCUAAUUCUACUGAUGAAGUACCUUUGAAACAGCCAGCUUCGAAUGAAGAGCUUGCCGCUAAAUUCCAAAACUUCUUAAAGAAAAAAGGAGCCACCAAGCAAAAAUCAAAACUUCCUGUCCGAUUAUCUAAAUAA